Messenger RNA from Dovyalis caffra, 1287 nucleotides. The record is from the annotation of a GenBank genome assembly. Lineage: Eukaryota; Viridiplantae; Streptophyta; Magnoliopsida; Malpighiales; Salicaceae.
AUGGAGCUUGCAAUAACAAACUCUAUUUCUUCAACGGCUCAAAAGUUUUUAAAACCAAAACCAAAGGUGAAAUCGUUUAGGGUUUUUACUGUUAAAUGCAUAUCUUCUCUUUCCUCUUCAGAUGGUGCUGCCACUGGUGUGGUGGAAAGGCCUUGGAAAACUUCAGAUGCUAGAUUAGUACUUGAAGAUGGUUCAGUUUGGAGGGCAAAGUCAUUUGGUGCUAGAGGAACUCAAGUUGGUGAAGUUGUUUUCAAUACUUCGUUGACAGGGUAUCAAGAAAUACUCACUGAUCCAAGUUAUGCUGGGCAGUUUGUUCUUAUGACAAACCCGCAUAUUGGGAACACAGGGGUAAAUUUUGAUGAUGAGGAAUCAAGGCAGUGUUUCCUUGCUGGUCUUGUGAUCAGGAGCUUAAGUAUCAGUACAUCUAAUUGGAGGUGCACCAAAGCACUUGGUGAUUACUUGAUAGAAAGGAACAUCAUGGGAAUAUAUGAUGUUGACACACGUGCAAUCACCCGCAGAUUGAGGCAAGAUGGAAGCCUCAUUGGUGUACUAACCACAGAAGAAUCAAAGACAGAUGAGGAACUUUUGGAAAUGUCACGCUCAUGGGACAUUGUAGGUAUUGAUUUGAUAAGUGACGUCACUUGCACUGCCCCUUAUGAAUGGGUUGACAAAACGGAUCCAGAGUGGGACUUUAACUGUGAGGGAAGAGGAGAGAUUUACCAUGUCAUUGCGUAUGAUUUUGGGAUCAAGCAAAAUAUACUCAGACGCUUAGCAUCUUAUGGCUGUAAAAUCACGGUAGUCCCUUCAAAUUGGCCAGCAUCAGAAACUCUAAAGAUGAGACCAGACGGAGUUCUUUUCAGCAAUGGACCCGGAGACCCUUCUGCAGUUCCUUAUGCUGUUAAAACAGUCAACGAUUUGCUGGGAAAGGUUCCUGUUUUUGGAAUUUGUAUGGGCCAUCAGUUGCUAGGCCAGGCAUUAGGUGGUAAAACCUUUAAGAUGAAGUUUGGCCACCAUGGAGGAAAUCAUCCUGUUCGUAACCUUGUUGCAAACCGUGUUGAGAUUAGUGCCCAGAAUCACAACUAUGCAGUUGACCCUGAAUCACUUCCCGUUGGUGUGGAAGUGACACACAUUAAUCUUAACGAUGGAAGCUGUGCUGGUCUUGCUUUUCCUGCUCUAAAUGUUAUGUCUCUUCAAUACCACCCUGAGGCAUCUCCAGGACCUCAUGAUUCAGAUUCUGUUUUUGGAGAAUUCAUGGAGUUAAUGAAGAAAGUCAAACAAAAGGCAUAA